This is a messenger RNA of Ctenocephalides felis (cat flea), 1305 nucleotides long. Its product is annotated as zinc finger BED domain-containing protein 1-like. The record is from RefSeq and is a predicted model, not a curated record. Gene Ontology annotation, molecular function: protein dimerization activity. The transcript has a single exon. The coding region runs from base 1 to 1305 and encodes 434 amino acids. Lineage: Eukaryota; Metazoa; Arthropoda; Insecta; Siphonaptera; Pulicidae.
AUGACUGUUACCAGUUAUUUAGGGGUUACUGCUCAUUAUUUGCAAGAAGACAAACUGGUGUCACGUUGCAUAGCUACCGUUGCACUGGAUCAGCGCCAUACUGGUGAUUUUAUCGCUGAAAAAUUAAAAGAAAUUUGUGCAGGUAUACACAUCAGCAGUUUGGAUAAAAUAACUGCAGUAGUUACAGACAAUCACUCGAACAUGAUAGCCGGCAUAGCAAAUAUUCUAGAAAAGAACAAACAUUUACCUUGCUUUGCUCAUACAAUUACUUUAAUCGCUGAAUCUCCCAUGUCAGUCAAUGAUUUAGGAGCAUUAGUAAGCAAGGUACGAGACGUUGUAAAAUUUUUCAAGAGCAGUGUAAUCCUCAGUGAUUCUUUACGUCAAAAACAAACUGGGUCUCAACCUCUCAAACUGAUUUUAGACGUGAAGACUCUUUGGAAUUCAGUCUAUUAUAUGCUACAGAGAUAUGUUGAAUUAGCACCAAUAGUUCAUCAAAUUUUGAUGUUAAAUACAAAAGCACCACCCACACCAUCGGCUGUAGAAAUGCAAAAUAUUAAAACAUUGAUGUGUAUUUUGAAACCGCUGGAGUAUGUAACCAAAGAGUUAUCAGGUGAACAGUAUGUAACGAUUAGUAAAAUAAUUCCGAUAGUGAACUGUUUGAAGACGCAGAUCAAUAAUAUACCUAUGGCUGUAGGUGAUGGUGAUGGUCCCCAUGGAAGGGUAAUAGAUAUAAUAAAAAAAGAAAUCCUAAAACAGAUAGAACGGCGAUUCGGACAUAUUGAAGAUAAUUAUUUGAUUGCAAUGUCAUGUUUGCUAGAUCCGAUAUACAAGAAUAUCCAUUUUCAGGACGCUAAUGCUUGUGCAAAGGCAAUUUCUUUACUGAGAAGAUAUAUAACAACGCCUCCUAGUGUUAUCGGCAGCGAUCAUGACAGCGAUUCCUCUCUUGAAACAACUUAUGAUUUUUGGAGUCACCACAAGAAAUUAGCUCACACAAAAAAACGAUGUGAAACCAGUUCUUCAACACAGUUUGAAUAUAAAGAUGAAAUAAGCCAUUAUUUAUCUACACAGGUUUCGCCACUUUCUUUGAAUCCUCUGAAACAAUGGGAAGAUUUAAAAGUUGUUUUCCCAAAAUUAUAUAAAUUGGCACGAGAAUUUUUAUCGAUUCCUGCGACUUCAGUGCCCUCCGAAAGAUUGUUUUCGAAAGCUGGAAGAACAAUUACUAAAACCCGUAACCGCCUAUCGCCAAAAAGGCUCGACAAACUUCUUUUCUUGAGCGAUUGUACCGAGGAGGAAUGGGAUUUAUAA